This is a messenger RNA of Ambispora gerdemannii, 1002 nucleotides long. Lineage: Eukaryota; Fungi; Glomeromycota; Glomeromycetes; Archaeosporales; Ambisporaceae. The record is from the annotation of a GenBank genome assembly.
AUGUCAAAAAGAGAUACGAGAAAACGUGAAGCGAAUUCUAGUUCUACCUGUGAAUUUCCAUUUUCCAAAAAGAAAACUUUAUCGUCAAGAUUUAUAUGUUCAUACGCUUAUCCAAAAUUACAUUUUUCAGAACUUCCUCUAAUAAUUAUAGGCACAAUUAUUCUUGGUUACCUCGUCAACCCAACUUCCAGAAACCCUUUUUCAAAAUUCUUAUUCAUCGCAUAUCAAAUUGGAUCUCAUGAUCAUGAUCAGAUGAAAUUUACAAAAUCCUCUUACGGAAAAGGAUUAUGGGAUUUGUGCUUGAUCUCUUUUUGGGUUGUAGUUUUCACUUUUACGAGGGAAGCAAUCAUGCAAUAUGUGCUCAAACCACUGGGAACUUGGGCUGAAAUCAAAAAAAGUAAACUUACACGAUUCAUGGAGCAGGGUUACGUGGUUAUUUAUUAUUCAAUAUCUUCGGCUGUUGGAGUGUAUGUGAUGCGCCAAAGCCCUUACUGGUAUUUUGAGACGAAGUACUUUUGGAUUGACUAUCCUCAUUUUCAUCUGAGUGCAUUAGAAAAAUAUUAUUAUCUCAUUCAAUCUGGAUUUUGGCUUCAACAAGUCGUGAUUCUCAUUUUGAAUCUCGAGAAACCUCGAAAGGAUUUUCUUGAACUAGUUGCCCAUCAUAUUAUUACAUGUAUAUUGAUCGGUGGGAGUUAUUCAUCUAAUUUUACGAGAGUAGGGAACGCAGUUUUCAUCACCAUGGAUUUUUCGGAUAUUUGGUUGGCGUUUGCCAAAUGUCUUAAAUACCUCAAAUUCCCGACACUAAUCACCGAUUCGAUUAGUCGAGUCUUGCUUACCGGAGAUCAAUCCGUGUAUUUGGGAUCCGUUGAAUGGGUAUUGGCUGCACAAAUGGACUCGAUUCAUUAUCGCACUCGGCCUGAUGUUGCUACAAGUGCUAAUGAUUUAUUGGUUUGCGCUAAUUCUGCGUAUUGCUAUUCGAGUUGUAAGUGGAAAGAAUGCUGA